AUGGAAACAUGGAGGGAGCACCACGACGGGCAGCCCAUCAACGAGUACACGGGGUGGGCUCUUGCUCACAAGGGCCCAGCGAAAGCGCCCUCCACCACGUACAGCUCUUCGGACGGGCCCGAGAAGUACACCAGCCCGAGAGUGCACGAGAAGCUCACCAAGUACGCCGACGCAGCUCGAGCGGCCCAUGGCGACAACUACGACGUCACCAGAGAGCCCAUAGACCCUAAGCUCGUGAUGAGGUUGGGAGGAGGGAAGCAGCACAGGCGGUUCUAUAUGGCCCACAGCGCCAUUGACCCGUCCUCUGUCCCGACGCUGACCCAGAUCCGCAAGGAAGACCAGCGUAGGGGCGGCGCACCGCGGGUCCCCAUAGCGCCUCGGGAGCAGAGCAGUGCGCAGCAGAUCGCGGGUCUUCAGCAGCACGCGGCCUCAGUUGCGCAGCACUACGAGCAGGCGUGGUCGCAGAUGUCCCAGCACAUGCGUGCCAUGGGAAUGAGUGAGCCUCCAGCCGCUUUCUUCGCUCCACCUCCAGUACCUCCACUGCCACCUUUUCCUGCACCUCGUCCGACACACUCGGCGGGUUCGAACCCAACUCCAGGUGCUAGCCCUCCAGCGAGUGCUUCUCCACAGGUUUCUCCUCCACACCCCGGUUUGGGUCCUUACCAGAGCCUCCUCCAGAGCGGGCAGUCGUUCGGCCCGACACCUCCACCGACGCAGGGGUACUCGUGGCCGCCGCAGGGGCAGCCCGGGCCGUCUCAGUUCCCCACGCAGCCGGGGUACUCGUGGCCGCCGCAGCCGCAGCCCGGGCCGUCGCAGUUACCUCAGCAGCUCGGCCACUGGCAGUACUCGUGGCAGCAGCAGCAGAUGCAGAAUCCGCAGCCGCACGGGGGUUGGCCUCAGUGGGAGGAUGCUUCUGGGGGCUCGGGGACCCAAGGGGACGGCGCCACGAGCUAG
Sorghum bicolor (sorghum) is the source of this 954-nucleotide messenger RNA. RefSeq names its product trithorax group protein osa-like. Gene Ontology annotation, biological process: transposition. The record is from RefSeq and is a predicted model, not a curated record. The coding region runs from base 1 to 954 and encodes 317 amino acids. Lineage: Eukaryota; Viridiplantae; Streptophyta; Magnoliopsida; Poales; Poaceae. The transcript is spliced from 4 exons.